UCAAAACAAAGCCCUCGCUCAGUCAAUUCCACUUGAAUUGCCGUGGAACUCGUGAUGGGAUUUAAGCUAAUAUUCGCGGUAGCCCUCUUGGCUACGGCCGCUUUUGCCGAGAAGGCACGAUUUGACAACUACCGGCUGUACCGAAUCCGCGUUGAGAACGUGGCCCAGCUGGAGGUGCUGCAAGCGGUUCAAGAACUCAACGAGGGAUACAACUUCUGGUCCGAACCUGCCCAGGUUGAUGGUGAUGUGGACUUGGUGGUGCCUCCGCACAAGUUUGCCGAGUUUGAUGAGCUGGUUGAACGCUUUGGGCUGAAGGCCAACCUGAACGUUGAAGAUUUGCAGAAGUUGUUUGAUGAAGAGCAGCGAAGACCAACGAAGGAAGCUUUUGGAUGGAACGCUUACUACCGGCUGGGUGAGAUCUACGCCUGGAUGGACGGUCUGCUGGCUCAGUAUCCCAACGUGCUGUCGCCAAUCAAUGUCGGAAAUUCGUUCGAAGGUCGUCCGAUCCGCGGUAUUAAGGUGUCGUACAAGUCGGGCAACCCGGGAGUGUUCAUGGAGGGAACGAUCCAUGCUCGCGAGUGGGUCAGUGGAGCUACGGUCACGUGGGUCCUGAACGAACUGCUGACUUCGACCAACAGCCAGGUGCGUAACAUUGCCGAGAACUACGACUGGUACUUCUUCCCGGUGACGAAUCCGGACGGUUACGAAUUCACGCACACGAACAACCGUAUGUGGAGGAAGACUCGUCAGCCCCAUGGAAUCCUGUGCACUGGAGCCGAUCCUAACCGCAACUGGGCGUACAACUUCAUGCAGGGAGGUGCUUCGAACAACCCGUGCUCGGAUACCUUCGCCGGACCAGAACCCUUCUCCGAGCCGGAAACUCGCCUGCUGGCGGACUACUUCUCGUCGGUGGAGAGCACGAUCAGCACCUACCUGUCGUUCCACUCGUUCUCGCAGCUGUUGCUGCUGCCGUACGGACAUACCACUGCACCGCUGGAUAACUACCAUGAAAUCAUGGAGAUCGGUACCAAGGCGAUCGCGAAGCUCGCCGAGCGUUACGGAACUCAGUACCAGAUCGGAAACAUUGCCGAGGCCAUCUACAUCGCCACCGGGGGUAGCAUCGAUUGGAUCAAGGGCGUCUACCAGACGCCGAUCGUGUACACGUACGAGCUGCGCGAUCUGGGCCAGCACGGAUUCGUGCUGCCGCCGGAGCAGAUCAUUCCCAACUCGGAAGAAACGCUGGACUCGAUCAUCGUGAUCUUGGAGGAGGGCGAGGCCCGCGGUCUGCACCGACGGUGAUUUGCUUGAUUUGUGGCGGACUUUGAGCGUUAUGUGGUGAUAAGCUUGAUGGUCACAAUAAAAAUCUCUUCUAAAUUUA
Molecule: messenger RNA, 1378 nt
Organism: Culex quinquefasciatus (southern house mosquito)
Lineage: Eukaryota; Metazoa; Arthropoda; Insecta; Diptera; Culicidae
Product: zinc carboxypeptidase
Exons: 4
Coding region: 55-1299 (414 amino acids)
Biological process (GO): proteolysis
Molecular function (GO): metallocarboxypeptidase activity; zinc ion binding
Source: RefSeq, a predicted model, not a curated record